CUCGCGGGCCCGAGGCCGCCGUUGUUCGCGCUCCCCGCAGCGCCCGAAGGCCGCGGCCCCGCCGGGACCCCCAUGUGAGCGGCGGGCGGCGCGGGGGGGCCGGCGCACCGCGACCCGCCGGGGCCACGGGGGAAGAUGACAUCGCGGAGAUGGUUUCAUCCAAAUAUCACUGGGGUGGAGGCAGAAAACCUGCUGUUAACGAGAGGAGUCGAUGGCAGCUUCCUGGCACGGCCCAGCAAAAGCAACCCAGGAGACUUCACACUCUCCGUUAGACGAACUGGAGCUGUCACCCACAUCAAAAUCCAGAACACAGGUGACUACUAUGACCUCUACGGGGGAGAGAAGUUUGCCACGCUGGCAGAGCUGGUGCAGUAUUACAUGGAACACCACGGGCAGCUCAAGGAAAAGAAUGGAGAUGUCAUAGAGCUGAAAUACCCCCUCAACUGUGCUGAUCCCACAUCAGAAAGGUGGUUUCACGGGCAUCUCUCUGGGAGAGAAGCCGAGAAACUCUUGACAGAGAAAGGYAAACACGGCAGUUUCCUGGUGCGGGAGAGCCAGAGCCACCCUGGGGACUUUGUCCUUUCCGUGAGGACGGGGGAUGACAAAGGAGAGAGCAACGAUGGCAAAUCCAAAGUGACACACGUCAUGAUCCACUGCCAGGAUCUCAAAUACGAUGUCGGUGGAGGGGAGAAGUUUGACUCGCUGACAGAUCUGGUGGAGCAUUACAARAAGAACCCCAUGGUGGAGACUUUGGGCACUGUGCUGCAGCUCAAACAGCCCCUGAACACCACGCGCAUCAACGCCGCCGAGAUCGAGAGCCGUGUCAGGGAGCUCAGCAAACUGGCAGAGACCACGGAUAAAGUCAAGCAGGGCUUCUGGGAAGAGUUUGAGACCUUGCAGCAGCAGGAAUGCAAACUCCUCUACAGCCGUAAGGAAGGGCAGCGCCAGGAAAACAAGAACAAAAAUAGAUAYAAAAACAUUUUACCCUUUGAUCACACCAGAGUUGUUCUCCACGAYGGUGAUCCCAAUGAACCCGUUUCAGACUACAUCAAUGCUAACAUUAUUAUGCCUGAGUUUGAAACCAAGUGCAACAACUCGAAGCCAAAAAAAAGCUACAUUGCUACUCAAGGCUGCCUGCAGAACACAGUGAAUGAUUUCUGGAGGAUGGUGUUCCAGGAGAAUUCCCGAGUUAUUGUCAUGACCACAAAAGAAGUGGAAAGAGGAAAGAGUAAGUGUGUCAAGUACUGGCCGGAUGAAUAUUCCCUGAAGGAAUACGGAGUGAUGCGCGUCCGGAAUGUGAAGGAGAGYGCAGCGCACGAUUACACCCUGAGAGAGCUGAAACUUUCCAAAGUUGGCCAGGGYAACACAGAGAGGACGGUGUGGCAGUACCAUUUCCGAACCUGGCCCGACCACGGCGUCCCCAGCGACCCCGGGGGUGUCCUGGAUUUCCUGGAGGAGGUGCACCACAAGCAGGAGAGCAUUCCUGAUGCAGGACCUGUCGUGGUCCACUGCAGUGCUGGAAUUGGGCGAACAGGAACUUUCAUUGUCAUUGAUAUCCUGAUUGACAUCAUCCGAGAAAAAGGAGUGGAUUGUGACAUCGAUGUCCCCAAGACCAUCCAGAUGGUGAGGUCCCAGCGCUCAGGRAUGGUGCAGACAGAGGCUCAGUACAGGUUCAUUUACAUGGCAGUGCAGCACUACAUCGAGACCCUCCAGCGCAGGAUCGAGGAGGAGCAGAAGAGCAAGAGGAAAGGUCACGAGUACACGAACAUUAAAUAUUCGCUAUCGGACCAGACAGGCGGGGAUCAGAGCCCGCUCCCCCCCUGCACCCCGACCCCAACGUGUCCAGAAAUGAGAGAAGAUAGUGCUAGAGUAUAUGAAAAUGUGGGGCUGAUGCAACAGCAGAAGAGUUUCAGAUGAGAAGAUGUUCAGAGCCUUCCAGAAAUGAAAAUGGUUCUUAAAAAGGUCAAGAAAGAGAUGGAAGAAGCUUCACGUYACCGUUGAACUCUGAGGGCUUGGUACCUUUUUAUUUACGGUUUUAAUCCUUCAGUAGGCAAAACUUCAGAGCAUCUAAAGAUUGUUUUUAUCUCUUCUCUCCAAUUUCCAAUUGCUCGUUUUUCCAAAUAAAAGGAAAUCCUUUCUACAAGGUGGACACCUACUUUGUAGAGCCAGUUUUGAAUCCUGCAAACCGUUGGACUGUCAUCCAUUUGUUUU
Molecule: messenger RNA, 2211 nt
Organism: Malurus melanocephalus (red-backed fairy wren)
Lineage: Eukaryota; Metazoa; Chordata; Aves; Passeriformes; Maluridae
Gene: PTPN11
Product: protein tyrosine phosphatase non-receptor type 11
Exons: 16
Coding region: 136-1917 (593 amino acids)
Biological process (GO): protein dephosphorylation
Molecular function (GO): protein tyrosine phosphatase activity
Source: RefSeq, a predicted model, not a curated record